Molecule: messenger RNA, 1167 nt
Organism: Angiostrongylus costaricensis
Lineage: Eukaryota; Metazoa; Nematoda; Chromadorea; Rhabditida; Metastrongylidae
Source: the annotation of a GenBank genome assembly
AUGGAAGCUAAAAUGAUACUAGGACAGUCGCGGUGGAGACGAUCAGUGGAAGCCAAUGACAACGGGAACAUCGCAAGUCCGGACUGGAAUAAGUCUAUUGAUGUGCUCUGUGUAAAUUGUGUCGACCCUCAGGAACCGAUCGAUCGUUUUCGUAUUUCAGCUUGUAUUCGUUCCGGAAUAAUAGCUUUCGCUGGUGUUAUAACAGCGAUUUUGGCCCUUUUUCGAAUUCUGCGUCUUCAUUCAGCCACGUCUUCGCGUAUUCGCCUAGGUUUAUUCUACAUCCUGUUCGUUCACUGCAUUGCAGGUUCUUUGGAAUGGUUGUUAGGAUGGACAACACAGGUGGCGCUGUUCAUCAGCUACGCUAAGGCUCUCGAACUUCUUAUUAUAUGCUAUCUAUAUUUAGAUGUUGCGUCAAAAAUGAUGCAUUGGAGCUCUAUUGCUGGGAAAAGGUUGUGUUUUUCUUCUCUGUUUUUGAUGUUUACCUAUUUCACUAUCUUUCUAAUCGCUGGAUUAUUUUUGUCCAUCGAGCCUUGGAGGGAUUGUCAUGCUCCGUACUGGAUAUGGUUCUCCUCUGGAGAAUUCGUGAUGGUUCAAUUAAUCGUUGGUUCGUUUUUGCUAAUUCUUUGGCGUAUGAAUAGAAUAUCUGCGGCUCCAAAUAUUCGUUCCAAUCAACGACGUAGUCUUUUCAGCCUUUUUUGGACUUUCGAAACAUCGGCACUAGCAGAUCUUGGUUAUCACAUAGGCAUGUUUCUCAUGGCUGAUGACGUGAAAGGAUGUAGCGGUGUUUUUGAUCACGAUCAACUUAGAUAUUCGCUGCUGAAGUUUCCGUACGAUGUCGUCUCAUUUCUUAUGCCAGCAUGGGCAAUUCUCUUCGUUUUUCGUACGGCUUCGAAAUCGGAUUAUCACGAUGACCACUCCACAGAGGUGUGUUGCAGUACUAAUCUUCCCUUUCUUGAAAUCGGUUUAAUGUUUAUGCUGUCGUUUGAGUCAGGACUUUUUUCUAUUAAAUUUAUGUGGAAAUUUGUAUUCUUGCAGUCCUUUUAUUUCUCUCGACCACCUUUGGCGUCAGUCGCUGAUAUUGUAGUAAUACGAAAUUGGCGACGUCGUUAUCGCCCACUUAAUCAAGUGAGCUGUUUGACCAUUUCUAAGUGUUUUGCAAAAUUAUAG